Messenger RNA from Salvia hispanica, 1292 nucleotides. RefSeq names its product receptor homology region transmembrane domain ring H2 motif protein 1 (gene RMR1). The record is from RefSeq and is a predicted model, not a curated record. NCBI's taxonomy places the organism in Eukaryota, Viridiplantae, Streptophyta, Magnoliopsida, Lamiales, Lamiaceae.
AAAAAAAAAAAACUUAGUUGAGGCCUUUCUGCAUGAAUAAAAACAGGGGCACAAAAUCAACAGCACAAAACAAUCCCUUUUUUAUUCAUCAACAACGGAUUAUCAAAUGAGCAAAUUCUUCAUGUUCACACUUCUUCUCUGCUUCUUAACCGAUCCAAUUUUCUCAAUCGUCCAGCUCAGUUCCAUCUCCACUUCGUUCCCGGACACUCCCGCCAGAUUCACUGCAGGUCUGAACGGCAGCGCAAUCUGCGGCGGUUUGUGGGUGGCUGAGCCGCUCGACGCCUGCUCGCCGCUCCUCGAUGAAGUCGAAGACGGCCGUGAUGAGAAUGCGAAUAUUGUUCUGAUUGUGAGGGGAAAUUGCGCGUUUGACGAGAAGAUCAGAAAUGCGCAGGAAGCUGGGUUCCGCGCCGCCAUCAUAUACGAUGAUAAGCUCAACCACAACCUCAUCUCAAUGAUGGGAAACCAUGAAGGACUGUGGAUAUAUGCUGUAUUUGUGUCGAACACAGCAGGGGAGACCCUCAGAGAGAAUGCUCGAGGAGUGGGAGGCGAAUGCUGCAUCAUCUCACUUGUUGAUGAAACUGCCUGGACGGUUCUGGUUAUAUCAUUUAUUUCACUCCUUGCUGUAAUAUGUCUCCUGGUUUCAAUUUGCUUCACGGUCAAUCAGUGGAGGAAUCAUCAAGAGACAAGGACUACUGCUGUUGAUGAUAAUGUUGUGGAUAUGCUCCCUAGAAUAACAUUCGGCUCCGUGAAUCUGUCCACUCCCAUAGGAGAGACAUGUACAAUCUGUCUCGAGGACUACAAACAUGGGGAAAGCCUGAAAAUUCUUCCUUGCCGACAUGGUUUCCACUCGAGCUGUGUAGAUUCAUGGUUGACAAAGUGUGCUGCAUUCUGUCCAGUCUGUAAGCAUGAUGUAAGAACUAGAAUGACUUCAUCAAUCAAGUGAGCAACCUACCGUACCGGACCUUAUAUGCAGUCUGCUCAGCUCUCGUUCUUGGCAUGCCAACGAUGGUCUUGAAAGUGCACGGAGGACGUACUAGUUUUCUCCUCUAGUCAAGAUCAACACGAGAAAACUUGAUACACUAAAAGAUUGAUAUAAGCAGAGAAGGGGAACUGUUUAGAUAGAACGACUGCAUAAAGGAGCAAAUGCCUAUUGCUGCGAGCGGUGGGAAUGUGUCUUGGAAACAAGUAAGCAACAAUGGAUGCUUUGCUUUUCUUUUUUCUUUCUGACUGUAUAUGAUGGGAUGUUCAAGACAGUAUAAAUAUUUGUUGUAUAAAGUAGUCAUUUUUCGUAA